Molecule: messenger RNA, 4615 nt
Organism: Protopterus annectens (West African lungfish)
Lineage: Eukaryota; Metazoa; Chordata; Ceratodontiformes; Protopteridae
Gene: ABCD1
Product: ATP binding cassette subfamily D member 1
Exons: 10
Coding region: 180-2408 (742 amino acids)
Biological process (GO): peroxisome organization; very long-chain fatty acid catabolic process; fatty acid beta-oxidation
Cellular component (GO): peroxisomal membrane
Molecular function (GO): ATP binding; ABC-type transporter activity; ATP hydrolysis activity
Source: RefSeq, a predicted model, not a curated record
GAGGACUUCCUCAUAAAUACUAGAAAGACAGUGAGUGAGAGAGAGAGAGUGUGUGUAUGACAGGAAAUUGCAGUUUGCUGAAAGCAGCUGAGCUACAUUUCAACACAGUAAACCAGCAGAAAUCUAAGAUGCUGACGAGUAAAAGAGGUUAACUAACAGCGUUCCAGAAGGCAAUUAGCAUGUCUCAGAUUAUUUAUCCUGCUUUACAAGGCCCUUGUAAAAAAUCCUCAUUAAUCAGAAGGGCAGCACUCUUUGCACUGACAGCAUAUGGGAUCAAAACUCUCUACCCUUUUGUUUAUAAAGCAUUUUUAAAGAGAAAGACGCAGUUGCUGAAGUCCCAGCCUAAUGGGACCCCAAAGGGAUCUACUGAAAACCAGGGUACAGCCCCUGGAGUUAAUAAAGACUUUUUACGCAGGCUAGUCUACUUGCUUAAAAUACUUUUCCCCAGGAUCCUUUGUCACGAGUUUGGGCUUCUUGGCAUGCAUUCAGUUGCUUUAAUCUCAAGAACUUUUUUGUCAAUCUAUGUAGCCAGCUUAGAUGGUAAGAUUGUUAAAACUAUUGUAAAGAAAACACCCAAAGACUUUAUCUUUGAAUUGACUAAAUGGUUGCUAAUAGCAAUCCCUGCUACCUUUGUGAAUAGUGCCAUCCGCUACUUGGAGGGUAAACUGUGCCUGGCAUUCCGUACACGGCUGGUGAACCAUGCAUAUAAACUUUACUUCAGUGAUCAGACAUACUAUCGGGUCAGCAACAUGGACAGCAGACUGGCCAACCCUGACCAAUCGCUAACUGAAGAUAUUGUUAUGUUUGCUGGCUCUGUGGCUCACCUUUAUUCUAACCUUACAAAGCCCAUUCUGGAUGUCUCCUUGACUACUUAUACACUUUUGAAUACUGCAAAAUCCAAAGGUGCUAACACUACUUGGCCUUCCUUCAUUGCUGGGCUUGCAGUCUUUGUAACAGCAAAAGUACUGCGGACUUGUUCACCUAAGUUUGGGAAGCUUGUUGCAGAGGAAGCAAAGAGGAAAGGAGAGCUACGGUACAUGCAUUCACGAAUCAUCACCAACUCAGAAGAAAUUGCAUUCUAUGGUGGACACAAGGUUGAACUUUCCCUUCUCCAACACUGUUAUAAGGAUUUAGCAUCACAAAUAAACUUGAUCCUGUUUGAGCGGCUCUGGUAUGUGAUGUUAGAACAGUUCCUUAUGAAGUAUGUGUGGAGUGCUUCUGGGCUGGUAAUGGUAGCUGUGCCGAUUAUUACUGCCACUGGAUACUCUGAGAGUGACUCAGAGGAAGUGAAAAAAUUAGCUUUGGAGAUGAAGGAAGAAGAGUUGGUUAGUGAAAGGACUGAGGCAUUCACAACAGCACGAAACCUGCUAACUGCUGCUGCAGAUGCAACUGAAAGGAUCAUGUCAUCCUAUAAAGAGGUGACUGAGUUGGCAGGCUACACAUCCCGAGUGCACGAGAUGUUUACUGUAUUUGAAGAUGUGAGGAGCGGGAUCUAUAAACGUGCUGCAGAUGUACAAAGUCAUCCUGAGAAGGGAGCCCUCAUGAAGCAUGGUUUCAGGAUAGAAGGGCCUCUUGAAAUAAAAGGUCAGGUGAUCGAUGUGGAACAUGGCAUUAUCUGUGAAAAUAUUCCAGUCAUUACACCUACAGGUGACGUGGUGGUGGCCUGUCUAAAUAUGAAGGUGGAAGAAGGCAUGCACUUGCUAAUCACUGGACCAAAUGGUUGUGGAAAAAGCUCUCUUUUUCGUAUUCUUAGUGGAUUGUGGCCAGUUUAUAGUGGGGUUCUGUAUAAGCCUCCUCCACAGCACAUGUUCUAUAUCCCACAGAGGCCUUACAUGUCAGUAGGCACCUUGCGGGAUCAAGUGAUUUAUCCAGACACAGUAGAUGACAUGCACCAAAAGGGAUUUGAUGACAAGGAUUUGCAAGAUAUCCUCAAUAUUGUAAACCUAAACUACAUUGUGCAGCGAGAGGGAGGCUGGAAUGCAGAAAGCGACUGGAAGGAUGUUCUGUCAGGUGGUGAGAAGCAAAGAAUGGGAAUGGCUCGUAUGUUCUACCACAGACCAAAGUAUGCACUCCUGGAUGAAUGUACCAGUGCUGUCAGCAUUGAUGUGGAAGGAAGAAUAUUUCAGGCUGCCAAGGAUGCUGGGAUUGCAUUGCUCUCAAUCACUCAUCGUCCUUCACUGUGGAAAUAUCACACUCAUCUUUUGCAGUUUGAUGGAGAAGGAAACUGGAAGUUUGAAAAGUUGGACACCGCUGCUCGGUUGUCUCUGACUGAGGAGAAGCAGAGACUGGAAGCACAACUAGACGGUAUACCCAAGAUGCAACAUCGUCUGAGGGAACUUUGCAAGAUUCUGGGUGAAGAUACACUUGUUAGAACUGAUAGCAAGCCCGAGUUGGAGCUCGUAGAAUGAGGAUGCCUCUUCUCUAUGUUCAUUAUAAGGGUAGCAAGGCUUGAUAUUGGAAGAGCAUUGACAAAUGUGUGAAAGCAGACAUUAAGAGGGGGAUUAGACAAGCCUCUAGGAAGCGAAUCAGUUCUGAAUGCACUUGGCACAUUUAAUAGAAGCCUUUAGCAAGGGCAUUUAGCAUUCUUCUUUGAAUGUAGCACUAACAGAUGGCUGAAAUGCUUAUUGUUACCUCACCUCUUUCUCCUAAAAGCAUCACAGAUGCAGAUAUAUAUCACACAUGAUAAACUCUAUAAAUGAAAUAUCCAUAACUCUGCAGAGGAAUUAAGAAUUUUGAGUGUUUUUUUAUCUCUUUCAUUCAGAAAGAUUAUGUAACCACAGAAGUAAUGUGUAUAAAUUAUAGCAGAAUGUGGUUUUACCAAGACCAGUCAGAUGUAAUCCAACAAGAUUAUCUUGCGGUCAAAAGUUUCCCCAAUUCACCUCUUAAAUUAAAUUGAAGAGACAAGCCUUUUUAUGGCACAAGUUCAGGAUGUGAGGUCAUAUCAGUAUUUUUCUUAAUAGGUUAAAAACAGCAAUUUCUUCUUUCAUUUUUUUUUUUAUUCUUAAAAAAGAUAAAAUUAUAAAAUGCACUAGAUUUGGUCCUGUUCAUCAUUUUUCUUGCUGGGCUUAUUAACUUCCCAAUGGUAGCCAUAUAUUUUUAAGCAUAAAACAAAUAUAAAAUAUUGGUUUUAAUGGAAUAUUAGACCAAAGCCAGCACCUGAAUAUUAUCACCUCUAUGGUGAACCAACCUCACAGUUAUGCUCAUGUGAUGAAGAUGCAUCUGGGUUCACUGUUCAGUUUGCAUAGUCAUAGAAGUCCUAAGCAGCAUACAAUAGUGAUUUUGGCAUACACUUUGUCUGUAUUAACUCAUUGUUUGUGGAUUACUAAAUGUCACUAUGUUUUAAAAUGAUAGGACUGUAGUGGAAUGUAACAUUUUGCUCCUGUUUUGAGUAGACCCAAAUACAUAGCAUUAUUGAAUUUUGAUGUGGGCUACAGAAUGGAAACACUGACCUUGUACGUUUACAGUUUUCUGAAUUAGAAUCUGCAAAAGACUGACAUUUGUUCCAUGAAGUCACUUUAAUCAGCCGCAGCUGUUUAACUAUCAUUUUCAAGUAUGAAGUAUCUGCAUUCAUGUCCUACAAUAGCCUCCCUGUAUAAUUUUAGGUAGCCCUUUCCUUUUCGUCUCUUUACUCAAUGCAGAAGCACAAUGUGUCAUCCUUCUAUGAAAUGCAUUUGUUGCAGUUAGCCUUCCUAUUUUUUAAUUUGCUUAUGCUUACUUGAAGUGUUUUCUGGCACACCAUAAAGCAUGCAGAAGGAUUUAAGAAUGAAAAACAAAACUGUGUGCUCAAGAGGUUCUCUUAACACCAGCAUCUGCUGAUUAUACAUUGCAUGGCAUUAUUAUAUAUAGUUUUAUAUAUAUAUAUAUAUAUAUAUAUAUAUAUAUAUAUAGUCGAUAAUAGAGCUGAUGUCAGUAAUUCUUGCCUACUGGUGCUGAAAGAAAAAUGUAGGUCCAUCUCUUUAACUAUUCUGUUGUCAGGACAGAGGAAAUUUGAUAUUGAGCUGUUUUAUUGAAUUUUAGUCAUUACGUUUUCAAAAACUCUUAAGGGCAAAAAGUUGAUGAGAGGGUUAACAACAGUACUUUUUAAAUACAGUAGCUAGUCGUGUUGUAUCACCAUUUUCAGCUACAAUUUCCACAGUAGCAAUAGCUGCAUGUAUUUUUGAUGCCCACAUGUGACUUCUACAGGCUACCAGCACCAGCACCAGCAGACCAUUACUGUUGGUGGAUUGUCACUUGUGCACAGAACAUUGCAUUUCCUUGUCAACAGAUGCCAGAUAUGUUGCUCACUCCCAUGGCAACAGUGAGCAGAGUUUUUAGUUACUUGUGAUAUAUUCUCUAGACAUGUGUUUUUUCCUAUCUGCUCAGCAAAGAAUUUAAUUGAAGGACCACUGCAGCUCACUACAGCAUUGGUACUUCCCCGAUCAGGAUAUCAAGCAUCAUCUAUUAUACCAGUAACUUCUCGAGCUUCCUUCAGUUUUCAUGUUUCCUCUCUACUGUAAUAAUAGACUUUAGACAUGUUUUUAAUUCCUUCCAUAUGAGCUUGGAUGGUUGUAAUCACCUGUGAUUCAUAAGUGUAUAGUCUCCUUUUGAGUGCCUUAAAUAAAAUGUACUUGCUUGA